CGCGACAUCGCCAGAGAAAGCCAGCAUCGCUCCCAAUUUCUCCACCGCAAAAAUACACCUACCUUUCAUCACCUUCGCACUUCAUCUUCCCUCUACUCUUUCUGGUGACUUCUACAACGUUUCCAUAUUUCGGUGGACUUGUGAACUUUUCUCCUACCGGUUAUGGCUACUGCGCACGAGCAGUCAAUGAACGCCUCCAGUGCCAUUCCUCUCCCGGAAAUUCCUGUAAAACUGCGAUGUACCAUCUGUAGCGAGCUCGCAAGAGGCGCAUCUCGUCUACCUUGUUGCGAACAAUCGAUAUGUGAAAGCUGUCGAUCAAAACUACCGGAUGUCUGUCCGGUCUGUGACCACUCUCCGCUCGGUGCCAGCGAUUGCAAACCGAAUGGAGCCUUGAGGACCACGGUGGCGGUGUUUUUGCGAACCGCGGAGAAAAAGCAUAACUUGUCGAUGCAAAAGUUACAGAAGGAACAGGCAAAGCCUGUUGAGCCUCAGUCAGAGGCGAAAGUCUUGGAGCCAAAACCAGAAAAGCCUCAACCGACUCACGCUUCUCCUGUCGUUAAUCCAUUAACUCCUCCUCAAGAGGCCUCAGAAGUUGCUCGAAGUGAGGGGCCACUAGUUCCUCCACCUACUGUUAGGGAAAGCACUGAACAGCCUGGAGAGAAGUCGCCCGGAGAGAAGGAGGCGACCCCUGUGUCUGACCAACAAGCCAAUGGCUUCGUUGGCGAUCAGAAUGCGUGGUUUGGGCAGAGUACCGCACCGAUGGGCGGUAUACCGAACAUGUUUUCUGCGCAUGGUGUCGCUGGUACUCCUUGGGGAGAUUACAGCAUGAUGCAGAAUAUGCAGGGCGGAUGGGCAAACGGAUACGGAGGCAUGAUGGGAUACACCAUGGGUAUGAAUCCGAUGGCAAUGGCUCAAGGAGGAGGGUUCGAUGGAGGAAGUUAUGGAGGUAUGGGGAUGAGCAGAAUUGGUUUUAAUAACGGUCAGGGUGGAGGAUCUAUGGGAUGGAAUAAUGGAUGGAAUGGACAGAAUAAUGUGGGAUUCAAUCCUGGAAUUGAUGGUACACGUAAUGGUGGAUUUUAUUCUGCUGCAUCUGCUGGUGGAUAUAAUCACCAAUCUCACGGACAUCAUCAGAUGCCCCAACAGUAUCAUAAUCCUCAUUUCCAGCGGCAGCAGCCUUACCAGCGAGGCGGCCGUGGUGGUGGUUUUGCCGGUGCUGGGCAGCGCCAAGUUUCUCUUGAACACCUGCAGCAGAAUUUUCAGGAUGCACAAUUUCAACAACAAAUACAAGGAAUUGAUGAAGCUGUUGCUGCCGUCACCACCAGUGGCGAAAAGAAAGGAGAAAAAAUCCAGUCUGUUGUGUCUGAGGACCUUGAUAAUAUAGCUGAUGCAAUCGAUGUACCUACUGAUUCUGCCUCUACCGUUGUGGUCGGAGGAGCAAUUGGUACUACUGAGGAUCUCGCAGAAUCAUACAAUUCGAUAACUCCCGUGAAUCCUGACAUGGCUGCUCAGUAUUUUCCCACUGAUGAUUUUAGAUCGCAGGGCUUUCAACAACAGCAAGUUUACCCCAUGCAGUUUAAUAAUGGCUUUAGAGGGAGCCUUAGACGCGGUGGCUUCCGUGGAGAUUUUAUGGGAGGCCCUAGAGGAGGCGGACAUGUCGGGCCCAUCCCAGCUGCACCCGGAUCCAUGGAUGGCGAUAGAAGACCCAUUGAAGGAAUAGGACUAGGCGUUGAAGGAGCCCCUACAGGACCUAAAGCAUUGAGAGAGAGAGGAUUAAGCCGUAGUGGACCACCCAUUAGAGCAGGUUAUAUUGGACGCAGAGGAGGGGGGUAUCCGGUAUCGUCAUGGACUAGAAGUAUCUCGCCCGACCACGCCUUUUCCAGAUCCAGGUCACAGGAUAGCCGGCGCCGUUCCAGAUCGCCAGAUCGAGGGCGCAGCCAGGAGAGAGACAGAAGUAGGGACCGAAGCCGCGAUCGUCGUAGAAGUAUAAGAAGCCGAAGCCGUCACCGGAAGCACCGUUCCCCAUCCGUUGAAGUAAACGGUGAGCGCCCCAGGGGAAGAUCCCUAGAUCGUGAUGCUGCGGACCCGCCCUCCGCCACCGCGAACCCCCCUGAGACUGCAAACGAUGAUGGUGGGGAAGGGGGGAGAAGAAUCACGUAUUAUCACUCACUAGAUUUUUUCCUUUUUCGUGUAUAA
Tuber melanosporum (Perigord truffle) is the source of this 2193-nucleotide messenger RNA. RefSeq lists its product as uncharacterized. NCBI's taxonomy places the organism in Eukaryota, Fungi, Ascomycota, Pezizomycetes, Pezizales, Tuberaceae. The record is from RefSeq and is a predicted model, not a curated record. The transcript has 7 exons. The coding region runs from base 163 to 2193 and encodes 676 amino acids.